AUGUGUGGAAUAUUACUUCAUUUUAAUUCAGAACAAACUUUUGGGCGUGCUCAUAAAGAGAGUCUUAACUCCGGGUCCCUCGAGAAUCUUGGAGAUCUUGAAAACUCGAUCUCGGAGUUACCAUCUUCGUCGAAGACAUCUCUAUCCGGCUCUAUUUCGCCCAUUUUCAACGUGCUUGUACCUGAGAUCUUGGCUAGAGGUUCUGAUUACUCGCAGUAUUAUUGUCAGCCUCAUUUGGAACUUUUUUCCUCAGUGCUUUCAUUACGUCAGCCACUUACCAAACAGCCCUUCAUUAAAGACGACAGAUUCAUCAUACAGUUCAAUGGAGAAUUAUACAACGAUGAGAUACCUUUGCAUAGCAAUGACUUAGAAUUUAUUUACAAGAGACUUCAGGAUUAUAAUGGUGAUAUCAUUAAAACGAUAGGCUCAUUACAUGGCGGAUUUGCAUAUAGUAUCAUCGAUCUUACUAACUCCAAAGUAUACUUCGGUAAGGAUAUAUUGGGAAAGAAAUCAUUGGCUUAUUCAUUGAUCGAGGGAACUGGUGAGCUAUUUAUAAGUAGUUGUUUUCCCGAGGAAGACAACCAGACAACGUUCUUCAAGGAAUGUCUUAAUGCAGUGGUAUAUGUUUUUGACAUGAACAAGCGUUCUAUAGGAAUGCUAAGAUACGAAGAUAGUGCAGAUCUUCCUGACAAGUUGGCAGUUAAUAACCGCUGGCUUACUGAUGAUGACCCAUCUGAAGAGUUUCUUGUUUCAGAGUUGCACAAAGAGUUAACCGAGGCGGUUCGUCGAAGAGUAGAAACAAUCUUCCCUGUGCAUAAUUCCAAGUCGAAGUUCGCCAUACUAUUUAGCGGAGGCAUCGAUUGCACUUUACUAGCGGCAUUGUGUGCAGAGAUAUUGGAAGGACCGGUUACUAUCGACCUAUUAAAUGUCUCAUUUGACAAUCCUCGCACAAAAACAGACCCCUCACAAACACCUGACAGGAGGUUAGCUAGGAAAAGCUGGUCACAUCUCGAAGAAAGAUAUAGAAAUAGCCAAAUCAAAUUCCAUUUGGUGGAAAUAGAUGUUCCUUACGAAAGCUAUCUGAAGCACAAGCAAAAGGUGGUGAAUUUAAUUCGGCCUAAUGAUACGGCGAUGGAUCUUUCCAUUGCAAUAGCAUUCUAUUUUGCAGCUAGUGGUAUGGGAAAAGAUAGUAUUAGUGAAUGCAAAGUUCUCCUUAGCGGCUUGGGAGCUGACGAAUUAUUUGCUGGAUAUACCCGUCACGAGAGGAUAUUUACAGGCAUUUCCAAUCAAGUCAGACGACAAUUAAAGCAAAAACCAGUUAAAGAUGCUACUGUUUAUAAGAUGAACGAACUUGUGAAUAAGCUAAGACAAGAACUUCAAUAUGAUCUGUCGAAUCUUUAUAUUAGAAACCUUUCAAGAGACGACAAAGUGAUAUCCUGCUGGUCCAAAGAGAUCAGGUAUCCGUAUUUGGAUUAUGAUUUUAUGCGGUUUGUCACAUCCAAAGUUCCACUCAGUUCCAAGCUUCAUUAUGAUGAUCAGACUGGAGAAAUAGUACGUAAGUAUCUCCUCAGAUUACUCGCCAGGAAGAUGGGACUUGAUUGGGUGGCAGAAGAACCGAAAAGAGCCAUUCAAUUCGGAGCCAGAAGUGCCAAGAUGGAGGAAGGAGCAGGAAAAAUGAAAGGUACCGAUAAAAUAUACUGA
This is a messenger RNA of Brettanomyces nanus, 1701 nucleotides long. RefSeq lists its product as uncharacterized. Gene Ontology annotation, molecular function: asparagine synthase (glutamine-hydrolyzing) activity. NCBI's taxonomy places the organism in Eukaryota, Fungi, Ascomycota, Pichiomycetes, Pichiales, Pichiaceae. The transcript has a single exon. Bases 1 to 1701 code for a protein of 566 amino acids. The record is from RefSeq and is a predicted model, not a curated record.